AUGUCCGUCGCCUCAGCCCUCCCCCUCCUCUCACCUCUAGUGACUCGCAUCCUCCAACUCUCCGGUUUCCCUCCUCAACUCAAAACUCGCGAUCUCCAACAAGUUUUCGCUGCAUACGAAGAAGAAAAAGGAGGCUACAAGAUUAAAUGGGUCGACGACACCACCGCUCUUAUCAUCUUUGCCGAUCCUGCAGUUGCUAAAAAGGCCUAUCUCCGAACGGUCAUGUCUCCUCCGCCGCAACUUAUUGACGACAACGGAGUCCCAGCAAAAAUCAAACCGUAUGAUGGUGAUGAUGCGAGCGCUAUCAUUUCGAGCCUUAGCAAUCGACAACGGUCUCGUUCGAAUGGAGGGGGGGUUUUGGGUAGUCCGACUAAGCAGCCUGCUGAGCUUGCUACCCCGUCCACACCGGAUAGUCCGGCGAAGAGUUUGAGGGGCCAUCAACAUACGCCUUCUUUCGGCAAAGCAAGGGGUCAUUCGAGACAGCAAAGUGGAAGCAACCCAAACUUACCCCCGAAACCGGUUGCUGCGGCGCUGUUCGAUGCAGCAAACGGUGGACCUUCCCCGGCGAACCGGGUGUUAGCGGGAGUGGAUACAUUAAGUGGGAUUGCUGGCUUACCCGCCAAUCCUGUCGCAGCGGCAAGAAGCGGGCUGAUGCAAGAGGGCGGAAAGAUGAGCAGAGAGAGUAGCAGAGCAAGUGAAAAUGGGCUAGAAGAGGCAUUGAGCGGAUUGGCGCUCGGGAAUAAUGCAGAGAAUGGUGGUGGAGGGGAAGGCUUGUUGGCUGCUGCGACGAUCUCGAAUGCGAAUGGGAAGGGCAUCACGGGUUCGCCGUUGCCAAGGAGUAAUGCGACUUUGCCGGGUCAGACUGCUACCACUGUUGGAUGA
Messenger RNA from Ustilago hordei, 882 nucleotides. RefSeq lists its product as uncharacterized. The coding region runs from base 1 to 882 and encodes 293 amino acids. The transcript has a single exon. NCBI's taxonomy places the organism in Eukaryota, Fungi, Basidiomycota, Ustilaginomycetes, Ustilaginales, Ustilaginaceae. The record is from RefSeq and is a predicted model, not a curated record. Gene Ontology annotation, molecular function: nucleic acid binding.